AACAGUGAUCUCGGCUUCUCGCCAUGUUGAAAUCCUCUUCCACACUCGAAAAACUGCUACCACAUCAAGUGUUCAUUCAUUUCCGUGGCCGGGAUUUGCGCUAUGGAUUCGUGAGCCAUCUUGAGAAGAUCUUGAAAGAUCAUAAAAUUGAGGUCUUUGUCGACAGCGGUGAAGACAGAGGCGAACACCUAGAAAUCCUAUUGACGAGGAUAGAGGAAUCGCGAAUCGCUCUGGCUAUCUUCUCUGAGAAUUACACCGAAUCAGAAUGGUGCUUGAGAGAGCUAGCGAAGAUCAAGGAUUGUGUGGAUCAAAAAAGACUCGUGGCUAUUCCCAUCUUUUACAAAGUGGAGCCAUCCACCGUGAAAUUCUUGAUGGGAGAGUUCGGUGAUGCAUUCAGGAAGCUGGCCAAGGGUGAUAAGAGGAAGAAAGAGUGGAAAGCAGCUUUGAGAGCGAUUCCUGAGUUUAUGGGCAUCCCGGUGCACGAGAAAAGCCCCGAGAGUGAAAUACUCAAAACAAUUGUGGAGGCGGUUAAGAAACAGCUGAAGUCGGUUAAAACUCCAUUGGAGGGAAGCCAAAACGCCUCUGUGGAACCUUCAGAAUAUAGCGACACUGGAACUUCCUUAGGGGGUGCAAAGGAUAAGACUUUUGGAAUCGAACAACGCCUAAAGGAAUUGGAAGAGAAGCUGGAUAUUAAGGACACUAGAACUCUUAUCACUGGAAUUGUUGGGAUGCCCGGAAUUGGUAAAACUACACUGCUGAAGGAACUCACUGAGAAGUGGAAGGGAAAGUUUUCUAGGCAUGCGUUCGUCGAUCGAAUCCGUGAAAAGUCAUAUAACUCCGAUUUAGAGUGCUUGACCAUAUCGCUAUUUGAAAAGCUACUACCGGAGUUGAAUAACCCCCAAGUAGAUAGUAUAACAAAGGGUGUACUGCGCAAACGCAAAGUUCUUGUCGUUCUUGAUGAUGUUAGUGAAAGGGAACAAAUAUAUGCUCUUCUUGGGAUACAUGAUCUUCAAAAUCAACAUGAGUGGAUCAGUGAUGGCAGCAGGAUUUUCAUUGCAACAAACGACAUGUCCUUAUUAGAAGGUCUCGUUCAUGACACUUAUGUGGUACGGCAAUUGAACCACAAAGACGGCAUGGAUCUUUUUCACCAUCAUGCCUUUGGUACUAAUCAGGCCAUUCCUGAAGAUCGCGUUAAGCUUUCAGAUGAGUUUGUGCAUUAUGCCAGAGGCCAUCCACUAGCUCUCAAAAUAUUGGGUACAGAGCUUUGUGAGAAAAAUAUAAAGCUUUGGGAAACAAAACUGAAAAUACUCGCUCAAAGUCCCACCACUUAUAUUGGACAAGUGGUGCAAGUAAGUUAUAAUGAAUUGAGUUCGGAGCAGAAAGAUGCAUUUCUCGACAUAGCAUGUUUCAGGUCGCAAGAUGUGGAUUAUGUAGAAAGUUUACUGGCUUCGUCUGACACCAAAUCUGCUGAAGCAAUAAAAGCUCUCACGAAUAAGUUCCUUAUCAAUACUUGCGACGGCCGAGUGGAGAUGCAUGAUCUACUGUACACAUUUUCUAGGGAACUUGAUCCUAAAGCAUCCACUCAAGGUGGUAGCAAACAACGGAGAUUGUGGCGCCAUGAAGACAUAGUCAAGGAACGCACAGUUAAUCUAUUGCAGAACAGAAUUGCAGCUGCCAAUGUCAGAGGUGUCUUCCUAGAUUUGUCUGAAGUGCAGGACGAAAUCAGCUUAGACCGUGAACAUUUGAAAAAAAUGCGCAAUCUCCGGUAUCUCAAGUUCUACAAUUCUCAUUGUCAUCAGGAAUGUAAAACCAACGCUAAGAUUAACAUUCCCGAUGAACUUGAGCUACCAUUGAAAGAGGUCCGAUGCUUCCACUGGCUAAAAUUCCCAUUAAAAGAAGUUCCAAACGAUUUCAACCCGAUUAAUCUCGUCGACCUUAAGCUGCCCUACAGCAAGAUUGAAAGACUUUGGGAUGGUGUUAAGGAUACACCAGUCUUAAAGUGGGUCGAUCUCAAUCACUCAAGUCUGUUGAGCAGCUUGUCAGGAUUAUCUAAGGCUCCAAAUCUUCAAGGACUGAACCUUGAAGGGUGCACAAGUCUUGAAUCUCUUGGAGAUGUGGAUUCGAAAUCACUGAAAACUCUCACCCUCAGCGGCUGCUCAACCUUCAAGGAAUUUCCGUUGAUUCCAGAAAAUCUAGAAGCUUUACAUUUAGACAGAACAGCAAUAAGUCAACUUCCUGACAACAUAGUGAACCUCCAGAAACUUGUCUUACUAACUAUGAAGGACUGCAAAAUGCUGGAGAAUAUCCCGACCGAGGUUGAUGAGCUGACAGCUCUUCAAAAACUGGUACUCUCUGGUUGCUUAAAGCUCAAGGAAUUUCCAGCAAUCAACAAGAGCCCUUUAAAGAUUUUAUUUCUGGAUGGGACAUCCAUCAAAACGGUGCCGCAGUUACCCUCAGUGCAGUAUUUAUACUUAAGCAGAAAUGAUGAGAUCAGCUACCUUCCAGCUGGCAUCAAUCAACUAUUUCAGUUAACAUGGCUGGAUUUGAAGUAUUGUAAGAGUCUUAGAUCUAUUCCAGAGUUGCCACCAAAUCUUCACUACUUAGAUGCACACGGCUGUAGCUCAUUGAAGACUGUUGCCAAACCGCUGGCCCGUAUAUUGCCGACCGUGCAAAACCAUUGCAGUUUCAAUUUUACCAACUGUUGUAAGCUGGAGCAAGCUGCAAAGGAUGAAAUCACAUUGUAUGCUCAAAGGAAAUGUCAGUUGCUGUCAUAUGCUCGUAAACACUACAAUGGGGGUCUUAGUUCAGAGGCUUUGUUCAGCACUUGCUUUCCUGGAUGUGAGGUGCCUUCUUGGUUUUGUCAUGAAGCGGUUGGAUCUCUGUUAGGACGCAAACUCCCCCCACAUUGGCAUGAAAAGAAGCUUUCUGGAAUAUCUCUCUGUGCUGUAGUCUCAUUUCUUGACGGCCACGAACAAAUCAGCAGCUUCUCGGUGACAUGCACCUUUAAUAUAAAAGCUGAAGACAAAUCUUGGAUCCCCUUUACUUGCCCGGUAGGAAGUUGGACGGGAGACGAAAAAGAAAAGAUUGAGUCAGAUCAUGUUUUUAUAGCCUACAUUACUUGCCCGCAUACGAUAAGGUGUCUUGAAGACGAGAACUCUAACAAAUGCAAUUUUACUGAAGCCUCCCUUGAGUUUACUGUGACAGGUGGUACAGGUGUGAUAGGAAAAUUCAAGGUGUUGAGGUGCGGUUUGAGUUUGGUGUAUGAAAAAGAUAAAAACAAAAACAGUUCUAAUGAGAUGUCAUUGGUGGAGAAAAAUCCUCCUGGAGCAGUUGGUGUUCUUUUUGCUUGUAAAGCUACAGCAUCUGCUUCCUACAAAAGCCCAUCUUUUACCAUCAAGCCAAAGGAUUUGGCAGAGUGAUUUUUGUUUAUAAAACCUUCUUUUUACCAUCAUUUUAUUUUAUUUUGAAUUCAGACUUCACAGUUCUGUCAAGUUACGGAGCAGAAAGGUAAUCUCUUAUUUCAGGUCCUGUUAUGACUCUGGUAUCAUUUUAAGCUCUGUGUGUAAGACUUUUUUUAUAAGGUUGGUGACGAAUUUUGUUUUCCUAAUUCUAUCUCACAUUACUAAAAUCCAUCAUAGCCAAACUCGUCUUUCUAAUAAAUUUUGAUUUAAAUA
Molecule: messenger RNA, 3674 nt
Organism: Arabidopsis arenosa
Lineage: Eukaryota; Viridiplantae; Streptophyta; Magnoliopsida; Brassicales; Brassicaceae
Source: the annotation of a GenBank genome assembly